Molecule: messenger RNA, 1968 nt
Organism: Rotaria socialis
Lineage: Eukaryota; Metazoa; Rotifera; Eurotatoria; Philodinida; Philodinidae
Source: the annotation of a GenBank genome assembly
AUGUCUCAUCGGCUAUCAGAUGCUGGUCGUUUCUUACGUGGAUUAACUCAACUCAGUCAACACAUAGUUAAAGAAGCAACUACGCCAGGUGAUCCUCGCCGACGAUCUCCGCUAACUGAACCCUUAGCUGAAUUUGUGUCAGCUGGUUUCGAACAACUUGGUAAUAUUAAUAUUUGGAAUACUAUAUCUAAAACAGCAUGGAAAUCUAGUGUUCUCAUACGUCAAACUGGUAUUGCUGCAAGAAAUGCUAUUCGAUCUUCACCAGCAUCGAUAACAUUCGUAAAUCGAUCAUUGGAAGAUGCAGUUUCGAUUCCAUCUUCGGUUGAAACUAAUUCAUCUAAAGCGACAGUUACAGAUACUUUAAUUCGGGAUGAAAUUCCGGUGCCAAAUUAUCCAAAAAUUGAUUCUACUAAUCUACUAAAAUUAUCUACUAUUGAAGCAAAAUCUGAAUCAUUGAUACCUAUGAAAACAUUAGAUAAUGCCACAAAUCGUUCAAUUGAAAAGUCAACUGACUCAAUUACACAUACAGUUCAAAUCAAAGCAACUUCUACUACUAACUCUACAGUAGAUGAAUCGAAAGCACUAUUGACAUUAGAAGAGAAUCAAAAUUUAAUUUUACCACCACCAAUAAAUCAUGAAGCUCAAGCACGAUCUGUACCAACAACAAGAAUUGGUCGUUUAGCCAGUUUUGGUUCGCUUGCUGCUGGUCUUGGUGUUGGUGCUUUGGGUUCAAUGGUUCGACGUUCAAUUGGACUUGAACAAGAAUCUUCUUCACAAAAUGCUCUAUCUCCAUAUUUAUCUAAAGCUAAUGCUGAACGUAUUGUUAAUACACUAUGUAAAGUACGUGGUGCUGCACUUAAACUAGGUCAAAUGAUAAGUAUUCAAGAUAAUUUUCUUGUUCAAGAUGAUAUUCAAAAGAUAUUCGAACGUGUUCGUCAAAAAGCAGAUUUUAUGCCUGAAUGGCAAAUGAAUGAAGUCAUGACGAAUGAAUUUGGUUCUGCAUGGCGUGAUCAAUUUGAAGAAUUUCAAGAUCGACCAUUUGCUGCUGCUAGUAUUGGUCAAGUUCAUUAUGGUGUUUUAAAACAUAAUAGAAAGCGCGUAGCCGUUAAAAUUCAAUAUCCCGGUGUUGGUAAAUCAAUCGAAAGUGAUAUUAAUAAUUUAGUUACAUUACUCAAUUUUUGGAAUAUACUUCCCAAAGGUUUAUAUAUCGACAAUGUUGUAAAGGUUGCUAAACAUGAAUUAAAUUGGGAAGUUGACUAUAUUCGUGAAGCUGAAUGGGGUCGUCGUUUUCAAAAUUGGCUUCUUUAUUAUCCAACAUAUUGUGUACCUGAUGUCAUUGAUAGUUUAUCGACGAAAAAUGUUUUAACAACAGCAUUUUUCGAUGGCAUCACUCUUGAUCAAGCGGUUAAUCAAGAUCAAGAGACACGUGAUUUCAUUGGCAGAUCUGUAUUAGAAAUAUGCUUAUUAGAAUUAUUUAAAUUUAAAGCUAUGCAAACAGAUCCUAACUGGUCAAAUUUUUUAUUUAAUCCAUCAACUAAAACAAUUGGUCUUAUCGAUUUUGGUGCAUCACGUUAUUUUAGUCCAAAUUUUAUUGAUAAUUAUAUUAAAAUAAUUCGGGCUUCAGCAGAUAAUAAUCCUGAAGGUAUUAAAGAUCUAUCAGUUAAAUGUGGUUUUCUAACUGGAUAUGAAACACGUGAAAUGACUGAUGCUCAUGUUAAUGCAGUGAUGAUAUUAGGUGAAGGUUUUCGUUCCGAAGAUAUAUUUGAUUUUGGUGCACAGAAUACAACAAAGGGUAUACAUAAAUUAAUACCAGUUAUGCUUAAACAUCGUUUAACACCACCUCCGGAAGACUCAUAUUCUCUACAUAGAAAAAUGUCUGGAGCAUUUUUACUUUGUUCGAAAUUACGUUCCCGAGUACAUUGUAAACCACUCUUCGAAAGUGUAUGGAAAGAGUAUAAUUCAUCAUAA